This is a messenger RNA of Triplophysa dalaica, 4778 nucleotides long. RefSeq names its product alpha-1,3-mannosyl-glycoprotein 4-beta-N-acetylglucosaminyltransferase A (gene mgat4a). The coding region runs from base 327 to 1928 and encodes 533 amino acids. Lineage: Eukaryota; Metazoa; Chordata; Actinopteri; Cypriniformes; Nemacheilidae. The transcript is spliced from 16 exons. Gene Ontology annotation, cellular component: Golgi stack; endoplasmic reticulum-Golgi intermediate compartment; endoplasmic reticulum. The record is from RefSeq and is a predicted model, not a curated record. Gene Ontology annotation, biological process: protein N-linked glycosylation. Gene Ontology annotation, molecular function: acetylglucosaminyltransferase activity.
CAAAGCUUGAUUGAGAGCUCAAAUCACCAGUCAAGGUUCAGGCAGCACGGUGCGUCUGAUUAAUACAUUUAUCAAAUUCGUGUUUGGAUCGCAGUUUUAAAACAAGCGUGAAAAGGUGCGGGAAACAAGCAAAGGCAGGCAUGAGCAUUGCGCGUUUUGCUCUUGAAAUGCAUCAGUUCCGCUGGGUUGCCUCGUGACUGAGAGGAGGACCGCGCGAAGGGAGACAGCGGAUGAUUCGGACCCCUGUCACCUCCCCUCCGCUCCUCUGAAGCGCCUAUGUACGGCUGGAUCAAGAGGACAGUUGCACGGGGAGGCGCUGAAAUGAGAUGAGGCUCAGACAUGGAACUGUUGCCACUGCGAUCGUUUUCUUCACCUCGUUUCUCAGUUUAUCUUGGUACACGGCUUGGCAAAAUGGAAAAGAAAAGUUGGUAGCUUACCAGAGGGAGUUUCAUGCCCUGAGGGAGCGACUCCGUGUGGCUGAACACCGAACCCUCCAGCGCUCAUCUGAGCUCAACAACAUCCUCGAACAGUUCAGACGUGCCAUCGCAGAGACCAACGGCAGCAAAGAUGCUCUCUCCAACUUCUCAGAUGAGACACAGAAGUUAUUGAAGGAGUUGGCUCAUAGGAAGCCCCUCCAGGUGCCAAAUAUUUUCCAUCAUCUGCCUCACCUGCUCAACAAUGAAGGAAGCCUGCAUCCCGCUGUACAGGCGGGCCAGGGGCGUACUGGAGUUUCCAUGGUGAUGGGCAUUCCAACAGUGAAGCGGAAAGUGAAGUCGUACCUGUCAGAAACUCUUCAUUCGCUCAUCGAUAAACUCUCAGCGGAAGAGAAACUUGAUUGCGUCAUCAUAGUGUUUGUUGGAGAGACAGAUAUUGAGUACGUAAACAGUGUGGUUGCAGCCCUUGAGAAAGAGUUUUACACGGAACUGAAUUCUGGGUUGUUGGAGGUUAUAUCUCCCCCUGUCAGCUACUAUCCAGACCUCAACAACUUGAAAGAGACUUUUGGUGACUCAAAGGAGAGGGUGAAAUGGCGUACCAAGCAGAACUUGGACUAUUCCUUUCUAAUGAUGUAUGCCGUCAACAAGGGGAUCUUUUAUGUCCAGUUGGAGGACGAUAUUGUUGCCAAGCCCAACUAUUUUGCCACAAUGAAAAACUUUGCCCUACAACUCGCCAGUGAGGACUGGAUGAUUCUUGAGUUCUCACAGCUGGGCUUCAUUGGAAAGAUGUUCCAAGCCCCAGAUCUAAAUCUCAUAGUGGAGUUUAUCUUCAUGUUUUACAAAGAGAAGCCCAUUGAUUGGCUGCUGGAUCACAUACUAUGGGUCAAAGUUUGCAACCCUGAGAAAGACGCUAAACACUGUGAGAGGCAGAAGUCUAGUCUGCGCAUUCGUUUCAGGCCCUCUUUAUUCCAGCACGUUGGUUUGCAUUCCUCCCUUGCUGGAAAAAUCCAGAAGCUCACGGAUAAAGACUUCCUGAAACCUCUACUGCAUAAGAUUCAUGUGAACCCGCCGGCUGAAGUGUCCACCUCUCUUAAAGUGUAUCAAGGCCACACGCUUGAGAGGACCUACAUGGGCGAGGAUUUCUUCUGGGCAAUCAAUCCAAUGGCCGGAGACUACGUUCUGUUUAAGUUUGAUCGACCGGUCAACAUAGAAAGGUUCCUUUUUCGCAGCGGAAACCAAGAGCACCCUGGAGAUAAAAUCGAGAACACUACAGUCGAGAUCCUGCCCGUCACGGACACUGAAUUGAAGACCAAAGAGAAAUACAAACGAACAGAGGACCGCUUCUAUAAAAUCGCUGAAUUUGAGAAGGGAGUGGCAGAGGGGACGGUUGACCCUGCUUUCAACCCUGUGGUGGCUGUACGUCUGUCUGUCCAGAAGGACUCUGCUGUGUGGGCUAUUGUUAGUGAGAUUCACAUCAAGAGGAUACCUGGGUAACUACAAGGAUUGGGCCCUGAAGCGUUAUAAAGUGAAGCGCGUCUUUUUACAAUGUUAGCUGCGCAGACACGCGCCGUCUUUAUACAGCGCGUGCGCAGCGUGGGCUGUGCAGACAUGCGUCUUCUUUAUACAUCGCAGGUUGCAAAGUAUGGAAAGGGUGGGUGUUUGGUUAAUGGCAAAAUAUGACCUGAACGGCUUUACAUAGCACAGACACACAUGUUUUCUUAACACAACGCGUGCUGCGCAAACUACGCGUCCUCUUUAUACAGCAAGAGCUAUACAGUUAUAAAGUCAGGCCAGUCUGUACAGAGCAAGCUUACAUGCCCCUUAGCCUUGUUCAUUAUUUGUUUACGAAGUGAUUUGCAGCACAGAGUAAACAGUCAAGAUACAAAAGUGAAACAUUAGUUGGAAUCACCAUGUUGGCUCACCAUUGUGAUGUCUAUCAGACAGCGGCGACGGACGAUGGCAUCGACUAUCGGCCCAACCCUAGUUACUACCGACAUGUCUCCCCGCUAGCUGAGGCCGUCAUUGGUCACCGGAGAUGGAAUAUGCUGCUUGACACACCCUUCUGCUGCAGUUUUUAAGAGAAAGUGACUUUAUGGGAUCUAUAUAUGGAUGAUUUAUCUUCACCCCUCCAACUUCACCUUUUCUUUGUUCUUCUCUGAAUUCUGUUGUGUAAAUGUGACUACUACUGUACAGAAAACGACACUUUUCGACGAACCUUUUCCAGACAUUGGGUUUGUGUCACAAGAAAUUGCAAUCAUUGCUGUUAUGAAGGAUUCUACGCUGCACUAAUGCUGUUGAAAAUAUGUGUCCUACUGGUGAAGAUGUUCUCAGUACACAUGGACCAUAACUGACCUCAAACCCAUGGUCAGAUAACCAUGGCUGAAUUUCAACAGAGAGGUGAAAAAGUGGGGCAGCAGAAAUUGCUUCUGAGAAGUUUUUUUUGUGUUUAGGUUUUAGAUUGUUGAUAUUUGGCAUUCUGUUGAAAUGUGUAGAAAACCAGUUUAUUUUAUCAACUAAUUUGCCAAAAUUUGAAAGCCAAUUUCUAAAAAAAAAACAGGCAGCAUAUCAUACGACCUCUAACUUGUCAACAAAAGUGUCUUUUCUUCCUUUGUGUCAGUUUAUCGUCAAGUAGUCAAUCAUGACUUUCAAUCUGAAGGUUUAUAUAUAGAUGUUUUUAUUGUUAUUAUUGUAAUGACGAUCUAUGAAGGUGAAUUAAUUUAUUUGAGAUAAAUCAUUGAUUUUUACAGGAAAAUCCUUUUUUUUAUAAUCAUUGGAAAUUUAUGACGUGACAGAGAAUUUAUUGCUUUUGAGUGAUUGUGGCUCAAAAUCGAGUGAAGAUUCAAGUCUGUUCUUAUCUUUGUAUAAUCCUAAAGGGUGUAGGCCCCCACCUCUGUGCCUUAACGUCCAGCGUUCCCAUGGGACCUGGAAAAGGACUGUCUUGCGCCCGUUGUCAAAUUGCUUUAAAAUGCAAUAGAACUUCUGUCAUGUGCUUGAUUUGACUGAAACAUUGACGUUGUAUUUUAGAGCAUGGCAUGUCCAAAUUCAUGUUACCGAAUACAUCAUGCUUCCUUUUGUCAAUUGGGCAAUGUUUUCUUUCAAAUAUCAUCUUGGCAUUCAGAAAUGCAUUCUUUUCUUUGGCCGUAUUUAAUGCUGUAUCACCUACCUGUAGAUGAGUGACUGUAGAACGUUUAGAGAUUAAUAUGACCAGGCCCAGACAAAAGCUGCACUUGAUUUGGGGGUAUCUAUGGGAUUCUUUGAAAUGUGUUUGGGAAAAUAAAUUGAGUUAUUUUUCUCCUAUUGGGGCGCUGAGCUGAAAGCACCAUUCAUUCGAGCUUGCCAAAAUAUUUUAUAAAUAAACAUGGGCGUGUGUAGAACGUCAAAACCAACUGUCAUUUCCAGGUCUGCAGAGGUGUGUUUAAGUUCUGUGCUCGCAACUGUUCCUGGUCAUGAGCAAAUUAAUACCAGAACCAUAGAUUUAUAAUGGUGAUGAAUGGAGAAACACUUCAGUGAAUUACUUCUUGCAAUAUUAUGUGUUCUGCUUUGUCACGGUGAUUGGAUGUGGAUGGUUUUUUAUUUGGUAAACCUAUGGUUCUAAUUUAUUUUGCUGUUAUGUGCUGGCUUUGAGAGUUGAUGGUGAGGAAACUACUGUACAAAUUUUCCAAAGUGCUCUCAUCUCAUGUGAUUGUAUGUAUCUUUAAAAUUAUAGAUUAUAAUGACGUUCAGCCUGUCAAAACGUCUCAUGUCAAACCCUUCAAGCUGAGCGUUUCGGAACAUAUUCUGUUAUUUACCCGCUACCACAUUAUGGUAACUACUUUAGGCUGGAUCUGAAUUGCAGAACUUGACCGGUUUAUGUUGUUGACCAGUUAACAAGCCAAUGUACGGUCAUACAUGUUUGUUUACAGUUUGUUUAUGAUCUCUCCUGAGAGGCGGGACUAAAUGUUUCCAUUUAAGUGUAGAGUGCACUGUAUCUUUCUUGUUCGCAUCUUGGGUGAAAUAGGCAAUUGAAAUCACAUUGGAGUGAAAGAAAGAAGAAAGUGUUCUGCCAUAUUGCUGCCUUUAAGUCAGAUUUGUGCUCAAUGAUUAAUGUUCAUGACUUGUUUCCACGCCUGUGGUGGAUUGUUGUCUACAAUGAUCUCUACUCGCUCAUGUGGCAGGUUUCCAGACUCAUGUGGUUUAAUCUGGGAUCCGCAUGUAUCCAUCUUUAAAUCCACCCUUCAAACUUGCUUUAAGAUGAAUCAGACAUGAAUCGUUUCCCUCCUUGUGAGGUGCAUUCUGGACUUUCAUGUGCCUUCAUCUGUCUUGCUCCUGCUCUGAAAUUGAUUUGAAUAAACUGUUCUGUAAUAA